Messenger RNA from Caenorhabditis elegans, 1052 nucleotides. RefSeq lists its product as uncharacterized. Lineage: Eukaryota; Metazoa; Nematoda; Chromadorea; Rhabditida; Rhabditidae. Gene Ontology annotation, cellular component: membrane. The record is from RefSeq and is marked reviewed. Bases 11 to 892 code for a protein of 293 amino acids. The transcript has 3 exons.
UUUUAGAGCCAUGGACUCGGACUGGGAAUCAACCUUUGAAUUUGUUUCCGAAACUGGACAAAUCAAAAAAAGAGGAUCAAAAACUUCGGAGCUCAAGCAAAAUGAGACAACUGAUGCAGUGGUUGUGAAUAACGAGAAGGUAAAGAAAAGAAGAAACUCUAAAGAUUCCCAUAUAGUUCUUGCAAAAGAAAUUUUCGCCGUUGCCUUUUUUUCAUUAGGCAUGUCAUGUCUCUUAAUGGCGGACGUCUCCACAUUUUUAUGGGGAAUAAAUAAUCCAAACUCCCAGCAAUCAAAAUCAAUUGGUUCUAACAUCGACCAAAUGUCUUCUGAAGAGUUCCAACAGAAAGUUCAUGAUUACAUGUCUGAAAUUCAACGUACAGGACGAGACAAAAGACCAAGCCGCCGAUUCGUUGAUUCUGCAAGAUUCUAUAUUCUGUCUGAAAUUGAACCAAUUGAGUUGGCACUUCGUAGAGAAUGGAUACCUGAUCAUUCAUUUUUCGAAGGAGUUCAAGAAUUUAUUCGUGGAAUGGAAUGGGAGAAUACUUUCGAAGAAGAACUUUUUGUUCGUGGAGUUCCAAAUUUUGACCAUGAUUUUGAGUCGGAAGAGAUGACUUUGAAGACAACAUUGGAUGGAAAGAACUAUAAUAAUCAGUUCUUGAAUCUAGGAAGAAAGGAGAUUAUUGGAAAACAUCAUUCAAUGGAAUAUUUCAUUUCUGGAAGAACUUUGAUUAGAUUGGUAAAGAACGAAGGCCAAGAACUAUCACGUACAGAAUAUUAUCUGAAACAUGGAGAUUUGCAUGUAUAUGACAAAAGAGGAAACUUAGAUUGUACCCGAGUAUAUCGUUCUCCUACCAUCUCUCCUAUGCUUCAAUCCAAAAUUCGUCAAUUUUAAUUUUCAUUUGUGACAGAGUUUUGCCUAAUGAUAUUCUAUUAGUCCCCGAUUCUUAUUUUUAAUGUAAAAUUCUGUUUUUUUUUUUUCGCUUUCCAUGUUUAAAUAUGUACAGUUUUUCUAUUUUUCUUUUCAAUAAAAACCAACAACAAACAUUUGAAAA